Molecule: messenger RNA, 798 nt
Organism: Exserohilum turcica Et28A
Lineage: Eukaryota; Fungi; Ascomycota; Dothideomycetes; Pleosporales; Pleosporaceae
Exons: 4
Coding region: 19-585 (188 amino acids)
Biological process (GO): formation of translation preinitiation complex; translation reinitiation
Molecular function (GO): translation initiation factor activity; mRNA binding
Source: RefSeq, a predicted model, not a curated record
AUUAUCGAUAUAUUCAAAAUGUCGGAAGAGACGGUGCCCAAACACGUCAUCUACUGCGGAGUCUGCAGUCUGCCACCUGAAUAUUGCGAGUUUGGCGGCACAACCAAGAAGUGUGAAGAAUGGCUCGCGGGAGCGCAUCCAGACCUUCAUGCCAAGUUAUACUCGGCAGAAGCGCUACAGCAGAACAUGGCCUCGCUCUCUGUCGACGCCCAAAAACGCGCUGAAAAGGACGCACAGAAGAAAGCCGCUAAAGCAGCGACCGCAGAAGCACGAGCAGCCGAGACACGCGCAUCCUCCAAGAUCCUCAUCAAGCGCAUCGAGCGUAACAAGCGAAAAUACGUGACCGCAGUGCAAGGCCUUGAAGCAUUUGGUCUCGACAUUAAGAAGGUGGCCAAGGACUUUGGCAAGAAGUUCGCAACAGGCUCAAGUGUGACCAAGAUUCCGGGCGGUGGCGAGGAAAUCACAGUCCAGGGAGAUUUGAGCGAGGACAUAUUGGAGUUCCUUGUCGAGAAGUAUGAUGAGGUGCCGGAAGACAAUGUGGAGUUGAUUGAGGAUAAGAAGAAGAAGAAGGCCGAGGGAGGUUGAGCACCUUGUAUAAACACAUACCACGUGCAGAUGCGGAGAGAUGCAGCGCCGAGUCAUUGGAAUGGCGUACGAUACAUGCGGUUCAGCAUGAGCAUUGGAGUUGGUUGGUGAGGAGUAGGCAAUGGAGGCCCGCACAGUAUGAAAGGCAUAGGCCCCAUGGGCCACAGACAGAAUCAGUCUUUAGGUGCUGUACUAGAAGUCAAUCACAGGCUU